UCGCGGCUCCCCGGAGCGCGGCGUGGCCCGGCCCCGAGGUGCGGCGGGGAGAGCGGCGGAGGCGGCCGGGGAGGCGGGCCCGCAGUAUCCCGGGCCCCGGGCCUCGGCCGCGCCCACCUCGGGCUGAGCCCGGAGCUGCAAGCCGUUCUUGGUUUUACGUCAGCGCGGGCGCGAGGGCACCCCCGCUUCAGGCACCCCCGACAGCGCCUCCUCCGCCUAGGGAGAAGAGGGGUGACAAGCGUCAGGGCUCCGUGGACCCCGCGGCGGCCCCCACUUCCCCCUCACCCACACGCUGACUCGGGGGCGGGGGCCGGCCCGAGCAGGCCUGGCGGUUCCCACGUUAGUUUCCGGCGGGCGCAGCCUGGCUGCGGGAGGAAAGGUGGUGCCCGCCCGUGGGUCCCGGCAGCCGCGGCAGGUGCCUCACAUCACUCACGCCCGCUUCCUCUGCAGAGGAGUCCUCCCGGGCUCCCCUGCCCGCCAUGGCCAAACCAACAAGCAAAGAUUCGGGCUUGAAGGAGAAGUUCAAGAUUCUGUUGGGACUGGGGACUCCCAGGCCCAAUCCUAGGUCUGCAGAGGGCAGACAGACGGAAUUUGUCAUCACGGCGGAAAUCCUGAGAGAACUGAGUGUCGAGUGUGGCCUGAGCAAUCGCAUCCGGGUGAUAGGGCACAUCUGCGAAGUAGCGAAAACCAAGAAAUUUGAAGAGCAUGCGGUGGAGGCGCUCUGGAAGGCAGUCGCGGACCUGCUGCAGCCAGACAAGCCCCCAGAGGCAAGGCACGCGGUGCUGGCUCUGCUCAAGGCCAUCGUGCAGGGCCAGGGGGAGCGCCUGGGGGUCCUCAGGGCCUUCUUCUUCAAGGUCAUAAAGGACUACCCCUCCAACGGAGACCUCCACGAGAGGCUGGAAGUCUUCAAGGCCCUCACGGACAAUGGGAAACACAUCACCUACUUGGAGGAGGAGCUGGCCGAGUUUGUCCUGCAGUGGAUGGACGUGGGCUUGUCCUCAGAAUUCCUGCUGGUGCUCCUGAACUUGAUCAAGUUCAACAGCUGUUACCUCGACGAAUACAUCGCGUCAAUGGUUCACAUGAUCUGCCUGCUGUGCAUCCGGACCACGUCCUCUGUGGACAUAGAGGUGUCCCUGCAGGUGCUGGACGCUGUGGUCUGCUACAACUGCCUCCCCGCUGAGAGCCUCCCCCUCUUCAUUGUCACCCUGUGCCGCACCGUCAGCGUCAAGGAGCUCUGCGAGCCCUGCUGGAAGCUGAUGCGGAACCUCCUGGGAACCCACCUGGGCCACAGUGCCAUCUACAACAUGUGCCGCAUCAUGGAGGACAGGGCCUACAUGGAGGAUGCCCCGCUGCUGCGAGGAGCCGUGUUCUUCGUGGGCAUGGCUCUCUGGGGAGCCCACAGGCUCUACUCUCUCAAGAACUCACCGACGUCCGUGCUGCCGUCGUUUUAUGAGGCCAUGACCUGCCCAAACGAGGUAGUGUCCUAUGAGAUCGUGCUCUCCAUAACCAGACUCAUCAAGAAGUACCGGAAGGAGCUCCAGGCUGUGACAUGGGACAUUCUACUGAACAUCAUUGAGCGACUCCUUCAGCAGCUGCAGAUCCUGGAGAGCCAGGAGCUCAGAAUCAUCGUGCACGACUUGCUGACCACAGUGGAGGAGCUCUGUGAUCAGAAUGAGUUCCACGGCUCGCAGGAGAGAUACUUCAUGCUCGUGGAGCGGUGUGCGGACCAGAGACCUGAGUCCUCCCUCUUAAACUUAAUAUCCUACAGAGCACAGUCAAUUCACCCGGCGAAGGAUGGCUGGAUCCAGAACUUGCAGUCGCUGAUGGAGAGAUUCUUCAGGAGCGAGCCCCGCAGUGCUGUGCGCAUCAAGGUGCUGGAUGUCCUGUCCUUCGUGCUGCUCAUUAAUAGGCAGUUCUAUGAGGAGGAGCUGAUCAACUCAGUGGUCAUCUCGCAGCUCUCCCACAUUCCAGAGGACAAAGAUCACCAUGUCCGAAAGCUGGCCACCCAGCUGCUGGUGGACCUGGCCGAAGGCUGCCACAGCCACCACUUCAAUAGCUUGCUGGACAUCAUCGAAAAAGUGAUCUCCCGCUCCCUCUCGCCACCCCCCGAGCUGGAAGAAAGGGACGUGCCCGCCUACUCAGCCUCCUUGGAGGAUGUGAAGACCGCUGUCCUGGGGCUCCUGGUCAUCCUCCAGCUCUUCCUGCAGACCAAGCUCUACACCUUACCGGCCAGCCAUGCCACACGCGUGUACGAGACGCUCGUCGGCCACCUCCAGCUGCACUACAUGCACACCUUCUCCCUUCCCGUCGCCAGCAGCAUCCGCCUCCAGGCCUUUGAUUUCCUGCUGCUGCUCCGGGCGGACGCGCUGCACCGCCUUGGCCUGCCCACCAAGGAUGGCGUUGUGAGGUUCAGCCCCUACUGCCUCUGUGACCACACGGAGCCGGAGAGAGGCUCUGAGAAGAAGGCCAGCAGGCCCCUCUCGCCUCCCGCCGGGCCGCCCGUCCCUGCACCUGCAGGCCCUGCCGUGCGGCUCGGCCACCUGCCCUAUGCCCUGCUUUUCCGCGUCCUGCUGCAGUGUCUGAAGCAGGAGACGGACUGGAAGGUGCUGAAGCUGGUUCUCAGCAAGCUGCCAGAGGCGCUGCGCUACAAAGUGCUCUUCUUCACGUCCCCGUGCAGCCUGGACCAGCUGGCGGCCGCCCUCUGCACCAUGCUUUCAGGCCCAAAGACCCUAGAGCGGCUCCGAGGUGCCCCGGACGGCUUCUCCCGGACCGACCUCCACUUGGCGGUGGUCCCGGUGCUGACGGCCCUCAUCUCUUACCACAGCUACUUGGACAAGACCAAACAGCGGGAGAUGGUGUACUGUCUGGAGCAAGGCCUCGUUUACCGCUGUGCCAGCCAGUGUGUGGUGGCCCUGGCCGUGUGCAGUGUGGAGAUGCCCGACGUCAUCAUCAAGGCACUGCCUGUGCUCAUCGUGAAGCUCACUCACAUCUCCGCCACGGCCAGCAUGGCCAUCCCGCUGCUCGAGUUCCUCUCGACUCUGGCCAGGCUGCCCCACCUGUACAGGAACUUCGCCGCGGAGCAGUAUGCCAGCGUGUUCGCCAUCUCGCUGCCCUACACCAACCCCUCCAAGUUCAACCAGUACAUCGUGUGCCUGGCCCACCACGUGAUAGCCAUGUGGUUUAUUAGGUGCCGCCUGCCCUUCCGGAAGGACUUUGUUCCCUAUAUCACGAAGGGCCUGCGCUCCAACGUCCUCCUGUCAUUUGAUGACACCCCCGAGAAGGACAGCUUCAGAGCUCGGAGCACCAGUCUCAACGAGAGGCCCAAAAGUGUAAGGAUAGCCAGAGCCCCCAGGCAAGGCUUGGCCACCUCCCCGCCCGUGAAAGAGGUGCAGGAGAGCUCCGCCGAGGCCUUCCGCUGCCGCAGCGUCAGCGUGUCUGAGCACGCGGCCCGCAGGCUGCAGGCGUCCCUCACCAGCGCCAGCCUGGGCUCUGCGGACGAGAACGCGAUGGCCCAGGCUGAUGACAGCCUGAAGAAUCUCCACCUGGAGCUCACAGAGACGUGCCUGGACAUGAUGGCCCGAUACGUGUUCUCCAACUUCACAGCCGUCCCCAAGAGGUCCCCUGUGGGAGAGUUCCUCCUGGCUGGCGGCAGGACCAAAACCUGGCUGGUUGGGAACAAGCUCGUCACCGUGACGACGAGCGUGGGGACCGGCACCCGGUCGCUGCUGGGCCUGGACACGGGAGAGCAGCUGGGGGCUCCGGAGCCGAGCUCUGCCCCCAGCGUGCGAAUCCGGCAGGCAAAAGAGGCACCGGCCAAGCUGGAGUCCCAGGCCGGGCAGCAGGUGGGCCGUGGGGCCCGGGACCGGGUCCGCUCCAUGUCAGGGGGCCAUGGUCUACGUGUGGGGGCUCUGGACGCUCCAGCCUCCCACUUCCGAGGCAGCCCCAGCUCCCCAGGAUCCCAGACUGCACCGACCACAAAGCCUGAGAAGGUCCCAACCGGAGCCCCGGCUGCGGCCCGGAUGGAGAAGACGCACCUGGCGGCCUACGCACCUCUGCUGACCCAGGGCUGGGCCGAGAUCCUGGUCCGCAGGCCCACAGGGAACACGAGCUGGCUGAUGAGCCUGGAGAACCCGCUCAGCCCCUUCUCCUCGGACAUCGACAACAUGCCACUGCAGGAGCUGGCCAACGCCCUCAUGGCCGCCGAGCGCUUCAAGGAGCACCGCGAUGCAGCCCUGUUCAAGUCCCUGUCGGUGCCUGCGGCCAGUGUCGCCAAGCCUCCCCUCCUCCCGCGAUCCAACACAGUGGCCUCCCUGUCCUCCCUGUACCAGCCCGGCUGCCAAGGCGAACUGCACAGGAGCAUUUCCUGGGCAGACUCCCCGGCAGUUCUGGAAGAGGGAAGCCCAGGGAAGGUUAACUUGUCGCUGGAGCCCCCCGAGUUGGAGGACUUUGAGGCCAGCCUCGGUGCAGACGGGCGCUGUCCACACCCUGAGGCGUACUGCAGGGUGUGCUCGGCCCCCAGCCAGGAGGAGUCGCUCUGCGUGGAGGAGCUGGCUGCAGGCGGGAUCCCUAUCGAGCGGGGCGCUGGCUCCGGGGAGGGCCGACCCUCGGUGGACCUCUCCUUCCAGCCCUCGCAACCCCUGAGCAAGUCGAGCUCCUCGCCCGAGCUGCAAACGCUGCAUGACUUUCUCGGGGGCGCGGGUGACGGGGCUGAGCUCGGCCGGCUGAGCCCCGAGGCUAAGGCCCGGUCGCAGUCGGGGACCCUGGACAGGGAGGGCGCAGCCUGGCCAGCCCCUGGCGAAGAGGGUCGGGGCCCUGCCCUGCCCGAGGGUCCCUUGCCUACCAGCUCCCCCCGCUCCCCCAGUGGCCUUCGGCCCCGGGGCUACACCAUUUCCGACUCGGCCCCAUCUCGCCGGGGAAAGAGGGCGGAUGGAGACGCUUUCAGGAGCCGAGCUGCUGCCUCCGGUGCCGAGAAGGUGCCGGGCAUCAACCCCAGCUUCGUGUUCCUGCAGCUCUACCACUCACCCUUCUUUGGCGACGAGUCCAACAAACCCAUCCUGCUGCCCAACGAGUCAUUCGAGCGCUCGGUGCAGCUCCUUGACCAGAUCCCGUCUUACGACACGCACAAGAUCGCCGUCCUGUACGUCGGGGAAGGCCAGAGCAACAGUGAGCUUGCCAUCCUGUCCAAUGAGCACGGUUCCUACAGGUACACGGAGUUCUUGGCUGGCCUGGGCAAGCUCAUUGAGCUCAAGGACUGUCAGCCCGACAAGGUGUACCUGGGCGGCCUGGACGUCUGCGGUGAGGACGGCCAGUUCACCUACUGCUGGCAUGAUGACAUCAUGCAAGCCGUCUUCCACAUCGCCACCCUAAUGCCCACCAAGGACGUGGACAAGCACCGCUGUGACAAGAAGCGCCACCUGGGCAAUGACUUUGUGUCCAUCGUCUAUAACGACUCCGGCGAGGACUUCAAGCUGGGCACCAUCAAGGGCCAGUUCAACUUUGUCCAUGUAAUCAUCACGCCGCUGGACUACGAAUGCAACCUGGUGUCACUGCAGUGCAGGAGAGACAUGGAGGGCCUUGUGGACACCAGUGUAGCCAAGAUUGUGUCUGACCGCAACCUGCCCUUCGUGGCCCGCCAGAUGGCCCUGCACGCCAACAUGGCCUCCCAGGUCCACCACAGCCGCUCCAACCCCACCGACGUCUACCCUUCCAAGUGGAUCGCGCGGCUGCGUCACAUCAAGCGGCUGCGCCACCGGGUCCGGGAGGAAGCCCACUACCCAAGCCCCAGCCUGCCCCUGCUGCACCCGCCGGCCCCCGCCAAGGCCCCGGCCGAGCCCACGCCCACGUAUGAGACCGGCCAGAGGAAGCGGCUCAUCUCCUCGGUGGAUGACUUCACCGAGUUCGUGUGAGCCAGGUGCCCGGGACCCCUCCUCUCACAUAUGCAAUGAAAUAAAAGGGUCCUGCGGCCAGACAGACAGACGGAGGCCGGGUAGCAGUCA
This is a messenger RNA of Choloepus didactylus (southern two-toed sloth), 5996 nucleotides long. RefSeq names its product TSC complex subunit 2 (gene TSC2). Lineage: Eukaryota; Metazoa; Chordata; Mammalia; Pilosa; Megalonychidae. Gene Ontology annotation, cellular component: nucleus; cytoplasm; TSC1-TSC2 complex. The record is from RefSeq and is a predicted model, not a curated record. Bases 480 to 5906 code for a protein of 1808 amino acids. The transcript has 41 exons. Gene Ontology annotation, biological process: regulation of cell cycle; negative regulation of Wnt signaling pathway; negative regulation of phosphatidylinositol 3-kinase/protein kinase B signal transduction. Gene Ontology annotation, molecular function: GTPase activator activity.